Aspergillus pseudonomiae is the source of this 668-nucleotide messenger RNA. Its product is annotated as transcription initiation factor IIA subunit gamma. Gene Ontology annotation, cellular component: transcription factor TFIIA complex. The transcript has 3 exons. Gene Ontology annotation, molecular function: TBP-class protein binding; RNA polymerase II general transcription initiation factor activity. Bases 218 to 556 code for a protein of 112 amino acids. Gene Ontology annotation, biological process: transcription initiation at RNA polymerase II promoter; RNA polymerase II preinitiation complex assembly. NCBI's taxonomy places the organism in Eukaryota, Fungi, Ascomycota, Eurotiomycetes, Eurotiales, Aspergillaceae. The record is from RefSeq and is a predicted model, not a curated record.
UGAUCAGAGCACCAAUUUCAGGAAUUAUCAUUGCUAUAAAUUGUUUUCACGAAAUCAAUCAUUGAUGUAAUUUGAUGUAAUAAUCUGGAUAUUGAUCACAUGAUAUCAAUUUAGAUCACGUGCAGAUACUCCCCACGACGGGGCCAUAUCACUCAGGCAACUCUCACCAGCUCCUAUCACCCCAACUAUCUCCCUCGAUCGCUCCAUACUCGGCACCAUGAGCAAUGCACAAGCGUAUUACGAGCUUUAUCGCGGGAGCAGCCUGGGCCUGUCCCUUACCGAUACCCUCGAUGACUUGAUCAAUGAAGGCCGAAUCGAGCCCCAGCUCGCCAUGAAGAUUCUUUCCACUUUCGAUCGAGUGAUUACCGAGGUUCUCGCAGACAAAGUGCGCGCAAGGCUUACUUUCAAGGGCCAUCUGGAUACAUAUCGCUUCUGCGACGAAGUAUGGACAUUCCUCAUCAAAGACGUCACUUUCAAACUGGACAACCAGACGACUGUGCAAGCAGAUAAAGUCAAGAUUGUGAGCUGCAACAGCAAGCGCCCCGGCGAGGCAUAGUGACCUAUCGUUCCCAGACAUUCAUGGCUCUUUGUGCUUUAUUUUGUUCCCUUGGGUCCUUUUUUCCGGACCGGCGUUGCGAUAAUGUCAGCAUCGGGUUGACUGGGGCAUG